Molecule: messenger RNA, 1981 nt
Organism: Hibiscus syriacus
Lineage: Eukaryota; Viridiplantae; Streptophyta; Magnoliopsida; Malvales; Malvaceae
Product: scarecrow-like protein 1
Exons: 3
Coding region: 181-1833 (550 amino acids)
Biological process (GO): regulation of DNA-templated transcription
Cellular component (GO): nucleus
Molecular function (GO): sequence-specific DNA binding; DNA-binding transcription factor activity
Source: RefSeq, a predicted model, not a curated record
GAUACUACAGGGUCAACCCCUUUGUUUCCAUCUCCACUGAAGCCACAGUUCUAUAAGACUCAUCUUUAUCUGGAAUUUGACUGCAGAAACAAUGAUCUUUGGUUUCGUUUCUUCUUCUUGAGGUCUUUUCUCAUGUAUCAGGAAUCGUUUUAUAAUUCGACUGUGCAGAGAGUCUAAACCAUGUCUUUAAUAAGGUCUGCAGAACCACCUGCUGCAUCAUGUAGAAAUACAAAGCUCUAUUCAGUACAGAAUAGCGGUGACAGUACCAACAUGGCUUUUCGAAUGUCUGGUCCUGAUAAGCAUAAGCUUGUUUAUGCUACGGAUUCUUACAGCAGCGAGAGCUACGAGAAGUACUUCCUUGAAUCUCCUAUGGAUGAGCUUAUACACUCAUCUAGUUCUGGGAUCUCUGGAAGUUCGAUUCCUUCUUACCAGAUAAGAGAUUACAUGGAAAUCCAAAGCCCAGAUACGCUGGACUCUGACCCGGAUAGGAUGAAACUGAAGCUUCAAGAACUGGAGAGAGCUCUGCUAGCUGAUAAUGAUGUUGAUGGCAAUUUUGACAUGUUUGGCACUGGUCCAAGCAUGGAAGUAGACUGUGAAUGGUCCAACCCUAUCAGGAUGGAUUCUCUUCAUGACUCACCAAAGGAGUCAUCGUCUUCGGGUUCUUUUCUUGGUAGCAUUAGCAGCAACAAAGAGGUAUCAAAUGUUUCAUCCCGAUCUCCUAAGCAAAUGUUGAUUGAAUGUGCUGCUUUGGUCUCAGAAGGCAACAUUGAACAAGCUUCAGCCAUAAUAAAUGAGCUUCGCCAGAUGGUCUCGAUUCAAGGGGAUCCGCCCCAGAGAAUCGCGGCCUACAUGGUCGAAGGUCUUGCAGCUCGCAUGGCAUCAUCCGGGAAAUAUCUUUAUAAAGCUUUAAGAUGCAAAGAGCCCCCUUCUUCUGAUAGGCUUGCAGCCAUGCAAAUCCUCUUUGAAGUGUGCCCUUGUUUCAAGUUUGGAUUUAUAGCAGCAAACGGUGCAAUUAUCGAGGCAUUUAAAGAUGAAAAAAUAGUGCAUAUAAUAGAUUUCGAUAUAAGUCAAGGUAAUCAAUAUAUCACUCUGAUUCAAACUAUCGCCAAGCAGCCCGGCAACCCGCCUCAUUUGAGAUUAACUGGAGUUGAUGACCCUGAGUCAGUUCAACGUCUUAAUGGAGGUCUCGGAAUUGUCGGACUAAGACUGGAGAAGCUAGCAGAAGUACUAGGCGUGCCAUUUGAGUUUCGAGCUGUUCCCUCAAGGACUGCACUUGUUACCCCAUCUAUGUUGGAUUACAGGCCGGGCGAAGCACUUAUAGUGAACUUUGCAUUUCAACUCCACCACAUGCCUGAUGAGAGUGUUUCAACGAUCAAUCAACGAGAUCAACUUCUUCGGAUGGUUAAGAGUAUGAAUCCAAAACUCGUUACUGUUGUCGAGCAGGAUGUAAACACAAACACAACGCCUUUCUUUCCAAGGUUUAUCGAAGCCUAUAGUUACUACUCUGCUGUUUUCGAUUCCCUGGAUGCUACACUUCCCAGGGAGAGCCAGGAUCGGAUGAAUGUUGAAAGGCAGUGCCUGGCACGAGACAUAGUCAACAUUGUUGCAUGCGAAGGAGAUGAAAGGAUAGAACGAUACGAAGUUGCUGGAAAGUGGAGGGCAAGGAUGAAGAUGGCUGGCUUCAAACCGUGUCCAAUGAGUUCGAAUGUAAUCGAUAUGAUCCGGAAGCUUAUCAAGGAGUACUGUGACAGGUACAAGCUGAAGGAGGACUUGGGUGCACUUCAUUUCGGUUGGGAAGAAAAAAGCUUGAUUGUUGCUUCAGCAUGGAGUUAGUUCUGAAUGUUCAUUGUAAACUAUAAAGUUGGUCCAGAAAAAUACUUCCUAAUCCUCUUUGGGUUGAUGUAAAAUUUCAGAGUAGGGUUUGCUAAUUAUCUAACAUUUUUCUUCUAUAAUAUUACAUUUCCAUUUGCUUUACAUUCUU